ACAGGGUAUAAAACUACAGGAUUUUUCUGAUUGCAUCUUGAGCUCUUUGUUCACAUGCUGAAGAAACGCAGUUAAAACUCGACUUGUUAUUGCUUUUAUAUGAACAGGCGUCAUUUCCGUUUUUGGAAACAAUUUAAUUCGGUGCCAUCACCAACACUGACGUGGUCCGUUGUGUCAGACUGUACGGGGAUUUAUAAAAGUCCCUCAAUAAUGAAACAGCGCUCGGACUGUGGUGUUGUGGCCGCAGACGCCUCUGUACCGAACACUGCGGCAUGAACACAGCCAUCUGUUUAAAACAGACCCGUCUUAUCUGACCUCAAAACGGCUCCAGCGGGUGAAGCCUCGACCAUUUUUGUUGUUUACAUCCGUCAUGCAGGAGUCGGAUGAACGGAAAGGGGCGGCGACGGCAGACGUGCAGGUCGAUGAAGAACCCAACGCGCUCAUCGCCUGUAAAGUCCCCGACGAGGUCUUUAAUGACACCCAUGUAAAGGGCCAGUUUGAGACACUGUUUCAUCAGUUUGAUGCAGGAGUGUAUUUCCAGUUCUUCAAAAGCUUUCACCGUGUACGCAUUAACUUCACCAGUGCAGUGGCUGCAACUCAGGCGAGAGUGAACCUUCACAAGAGUGACUUCAGUGGCAAAGAGAUGCGCCUCUAUUUUGCCCAGUCUGUGCAUAUAGGCAGUCCUCGUCUAGAGCCCCCAAAGCCAGACAAGCAGUUCCUCAUUUCUCCUCCAGCCUCUCCUCCAGUAGGCUGGGCGCAGUCUCAGGAUGCUACGCCCCUCAUUAAUUAUGACCUACUGUGUGCUGUCUCCAAACUUGGUCCAGAUACUGUAGAAAUCCUCGAGAUUCAGCUGUGGCACACCCACUCAACGCAGAUACAUGCUUCCAGUCUGAUGAGUCAGUUUCUGGUGAGCAGUACGAGUUACACACUGGAACCACCACCACGCCUAGUGUGAUAGUGCAUGUGUGUGAAGAUGAAAUCUCUGAUGAUGAAGAGGAAACAGAUAGAGGAACCCGGGCCCGCCCAAAAAUUAUUCAGACUCGGCGCCCAGAUUAUGCUCAUGCUGUCAAGAAGUGAAUUUAUUGGACCAUCUGGGCAACUAGUAACUGGACUUUAAAUCUAGUUUUACCCUCCACGUCACCACAGAGACCGCAAAGACAAGCACCUCUUACUGAGACGGAGUGUCCGAUCUUUACCAUCACAUAUGCUUCUGAAGUAAAUUUGGUUUAUUACGGUAGAACAAGAUACAUUAGGCAGUGAACUGAGUUUAUAUAAUUUAACAAAAGGCGCUUCUGCUUGGCCUUACAUUCAUGUACUGAGAAAGUGGCAUUUGGAGAGCGUUGUCUGGUUUUGUUUCGUUUUUUUUUUCUUUUUUUUUCUUACUUUAGUUUUUAUAAAACACAUUUUCUUCAUUUGUGAAAGUUGUCUAUGCUGUUGAGGGGCCACAAAUGUAGAGCAGCUUAUUGGCAUUAUGUUGUAGCCUGUUGUGUCCGUCUAUGUUGCUAUGUUCUAAUAUUGUGCAAAAACUGAUUAAUGUUAUUAAUGUUGCUACAGUUUUCCAUAUUUUCUCUGAUUAUUAUGCACUUGGGGCCCAAAUUCAGAGUUGCCCACAUACCGAGGAGCUAAUAGUGGAAUCGCAAUUGUCCAGACUUUUUUUGACAGGGCCUAGAUUAGACCACACAUAAUACCAAAAAGAAAGAAAAAACCCAGACAUAUUACUAAUUAUACAUCCUUAGAAAUCUUUACAAUGUAAAAAUACAAAUAUUUGCAGUUUAUGUUGCUCUGACAAAUGAAGAAGUGUUCUUGUUUUCAACUCUUUUCAAUUCUUAUUAAAAUUUUUACUUUUAACUUUUAAUACAAGUCUAAUUAUUUGUAUAGUGUUUUUAACAAUGGACAUUGUCUCAAAGCAGCUUUACAAAAAUCUAGAAACAUAGAAUAAAGAUUAUGAAGUUUAAAAUUACAUUAAUAAUUAUCCCUAACAAUCAAAACAUCCAUUAAAACAGUAAUAGUAUGCUUGUUUAGUUUGCUGCACAUAAUGAGUCUCCACACCUGACUACCUGAGUGCCCUUUAUUUAAUUCAAUUCAGUUUAUUUGUACUGUAUACCGCUUUUAACAAUUUGUCUAGAAGCAGUUUACAGAAUCACAGACACAGAAUAAAAAUUGUAAAGUUUAAGAUUAAGUUAAUAUUUAUCUCUAACAUCUAUUUCUAAUGAGAAGCCUGAGGUCACAUUGGUGAGGAAAAACUCCCUGAGAUGCUAUGAGGAAGAAACCUUGAGAGGAACCAGACUCAGAAGUGAACCUCAUCCUCAUUUGGGUGACACUGGACAGAAAAUAAUGCCCCUUCUGUUUGCUUUGUGUAUUUAGCUAAUUGAUUUACAAGCCUGAUCCACUUUCCUAAGAGAGAUGCCAUGGGGCAGUUAAGCUGAUUUCACCCUGGGGUCAGACUCUGGAUUCUGCACUACUACAUUUAGCUGACCAUGUUCACAAUAUGAGCACAAUCCCGAUCCACACUAAAACUAAUCACACCUGGAGUUUCACUCCUGACUAAGCUUCAGGAUUUCUGCUGCUGUUAUAAUGCUAUAAAAUAGUAGACUAUAUCUAGUUAAUCAUGCCAAAUUAAAUUGGCUGCAUCAUUAAUAUUUAUAGAUUUGCAGACGGUUAAAUUGCAUGAAAUCCCGUUGUUAAACCGACACAUUUGCCAUAGUUGUGUCUUAAUGUGAUUAUUAAGAUUUGGAAUCUUUUCACAUACCGAUUAUGACAAUCAGCCUUAAUAUAUUUGCAAUAUAUUCAACUAUGAUUAGAUUUAUUUAUUUCUGGCAUUAUCAGGCAGCUCUUUAUUUUCCCUUUAUUAAUCAUACUCAUUGUUAAUGAAAGAAACCAAUCUUCUGAACCAUGAACUACAUAUUUUAAUAAAUUACAUAUUAUAAAUAAGUGAAUAAUCUUUCUAAUCCUCCCAGAAACUGAUGUUCAAUAUAAACAUAAAUAUUCAUGUAUCUUUUGAAUACAAGUCUGCAGCUCUGAAUACGGCCCUUGAAGAAUAAUGCCUUAUUAUGUGGUACAUGUUUAACAUGACUUGAGUGUUGCUUCAUAUCUGUUACAUAACAUGUGAUCUGUUGAUCUGGUGUACUGUAUUGUCUGUGGAGAUUAGUCACUGAAAUCACUGUCAGAGAAUAAAGAAAAUAAAAUUUUAAAAUGCA
Molecule: messenger RNA, 3197 nt
Organism: Tachysurus fulvidraco (yellow catfish)
Lineage: Eukaryota; Metazoa; Chordata; Actinopteri; Siluriformes; Bagridae
Gene: rcan1b
Product: regulator of calcineurin 1b
Exons: 5
Coding region: 371-955 (194 amino acids)
Biological process (GO): calcium-mediated signaling
Cellular component (GO): cytoplasm; nucleus
Molecular function (GO): calcium-dependent protein serine/threonine phosphatase regulator activity; nucleic acid binding
Source: RefSeq, a predicted model, not a curated record